Pteropus alecto (black flying fox) is the source of this 1964-nucleotide messenger RNA. It is a transcript of the gene BRICD5, whose product is annotated as BRICHOS domain containing 5. NCBI's taxonomy places the organism in Eukaryota, Metazoa, Chordata, Mammalia, Chiroptera, Pteropodidae. Bases 1094 to 1924 code for a protein of 276 amino acids. Gene Ontology annotation, biological process: regulation of cell population proliferation. The record is from RefSeq and is a predicted model, not a curated record. The transcript has 4 exons.
UACAGAGGAGCAGGUUCUGAAAAACCAAGAAAAACGAGGCACAAAGCAAAACCAGAGUAGAGAAGGGCCGUGGGGUGAAGCUGUUAAGGUCAACCAUGUUGUGAAAGCUGCCAGUGCCCAGGGAGCCCUGAUUGUCGCAAUCCACAUCAAGUAGCUAGAGAUGCAAGCUGGGAGCCAGGAUCAUAGCAUAGUUCAGUUAGAGAAAGCCACGCUGGGCAGGGACUGGGGGACACCAGGCUAACCUAACCAUCCCAGGGUAUCAGGGAGAUUCAAAUAGGCUACCUUUACUGCAGCAGAGCCUCCUGGAAGCCAUCCUGGUCUCGGGUGAGCUCUGUGGGAUGCCAGGAAGCCUGUCAUGUGUUGGUGCUGGGAAAGAAGGAGGUGGCGCGGAAUCUAAUACCAAUUUUUCACAAAACAGGCAUUUAUAGAUGGUUUGUUGCGUGCCAGGCACUGUGCCCAGCCCUAGGAGUCUUGCAGUAAUCUGAGAGACUAGAAACAGGCCUCUAGGAAAGACUAAAUCUGCCACCAAACAUAUUCUACAUAAAAGUUGUCCUGAUUGGGCCUGAGCUACUUUCUGUACCCUUCAGUGGGGCUCAAUUUCCACGAUGAGCGUGCUCUCAACGCCCUUCCAGGCCCAUGUGCUCUCCAGUUUGCACAGACCAGGUGUCAGGAGAGUCAGGCACACAAGCACAUACCCCCUCCCCCACCAGGUGGAGGGGAGAGGGCUGUCCUGGCUCAGGUAGCUGGGCUGGGGAGGAGGCACUGGGAUCAGGAGGGGAGGGGGCCAUGAUGGUUGGCUCAUCAGAGGCUUCCUGAGGUUUCUCUGGCUGACUCCUAGGGGUAGCAGACAAUCAGCACAUUGUCACCAGGGCUGCAGCAUGGAACAGGGGAGCUGCUGUGCAGAGGGCCCUGAGCCUGGGCCUGUUGGGGUGAGUGCCUUCCCACUACCCAGUGCCCUCUCCUGAGACAAAGACCCAGGGCAUGCCCUGAGCAAGAGACAGGAAGGCAGUGCCCAUCUUCCAUACCUCCUCAGCCCCUACCUUCUCUAAGCUGGCCUGCUCGCUGAUCUCUGUUCUAGGCUCCACUGACUGAAAUGUGCCCCCAAGUGAAGACCAGGCCCUGCCAUGGGUGCUGGAAAACCCCUGGCCCGCUGCUGCUGCUGCUGCUAGCACUGGCUGUUGUUGGGGCUGUGGCUGGAGGGCUUCUUGGCCUCGCUCAUAGCCCUCCCAAGCCACUGCUGCAGAUGCUCCAUCUGACCCUCCCGAGCCCCAGGGUGUACCAGUACAACCAAACUACCCAAGUGGAUGCGGCCCGGAAUGUGGCAACCAUCAGGGUGACCCCGGCUCAGAGCAACCACAGCUGGGCGGUGUUGUUCGACGGGGAGAGCGGAUGUGUCUGCUACCGCCCCGCAGAGCACAAGGCCUGCUUCCUCCGCCUAAUGGAUCCCCAAGAUCAUGAGACCCUGCAGCUUCUGAUGAACACCUCAAGGGCCCAAGGGUCUCACAGCCCCAGCCAGGACACCCACUAUACCCAGGAGCUGCUGGAAGUUCUCGGGAGACAUGAGGUGGACCCUGCUCAGGUGGGGGCUUCAGUGCGGCACCUUUGUGAAAAGACCCCCAUUUACUGGGCCCGUCGCGCAGAGGGUGAGUCAGGGCUGGCUGUGGGGAGAGGCCUGGGCUCCUGCAGGACAGUCUGGGAGAGGGGGAGGCGCCCUUUGGGGUUUACAGAGGACCCUACCCCCAGGGCCACGGAGGCAGCGGCUGAUCUACCUGUGCAUCGACAUCUGCUUCCCAAGCAACGUCUGCGUGUCAGUUUGCUUUUAUUACCUCCCAGACUGAACCCCCAGCACUCCCAGCCCCACAGGCCAGCCAGCCAGCCAGCCCCAUCACCGGUACCAUGGAGGGCAGCUGCCGGCAGGGGCUAAUAAACCCCUCCACUUGGCUGUGAUGGUGUUCUCUGUGGCC